CUCCCCUCCCUCCAUAACCAUAUCACUCGCUCAAUCAAUCGGCUGCUGUUGCUCACUGCUCUGCUCAGCUCAGCUGGAGUAAAAUGUGAAGGGAUCCCUGAUCGAGCGAACAAGAUCUGCCUCACCAAUCAAAGAGCAUAGGUAGCUGACCUCUGAUGAAAACGGAUAGGAGAGGAGGAGGAGGACACUACUGAACCAGACAAACUGUGUUCAGCUGCCUCCUUGGUGCCUGUGAGCUGCUGCUGCUCACUUCUUCUUCCCCGGACAUGAAUUCCAGCCGGAGCCUGCUCUCGUCGCCGCUCUUCCCCACCUCCUCUCCAAACUUCAGGUCCUCCCCAUCCCCCUCCCGCACCUCAGCUCAUCUGGUUUGGGCAGUUCCGAUGAUACAUGACAGCACCGGCGGCCGGGCAUCCACCGCCUGCCACUACUCGCCAUCGCUGGUGGCCGAGGAGCAGCAAGCCCACAGCUCCGUAUCCCUCAAGGGCGAAAAGGCCUUGCUGGAGUUCCUGCUGGACAUGGCUUUGGAGCAGCACACAGAAGGGAAGAGCCUCACCGGCCAAGAUGGGGCGGAGGGCGAGUUCGAGAGCUAUUUGCGGGGCCUGCAGCGCCAAGUCAUUUACCAGCAGGCGUUUGGUGAAAAGAACAACUUUACUUGUGCAAUCACUUCAACUUCAACGCCGUCAGCGAAAUCAGUUUCAAGUUUGGAUCUUAAUGCAACCUCAGCGACCUUGAUGAAGGAGGUGGCAUUUUUAGCACAUGGAUCAGGCACUUCAGCCACCCAGCUGAAUGUACCGCCACCGGUUACAACAAGUGUGGAGACCAACCACCUGCAUGAGAAACUGCUCAGCAAUGGGCAAGUGUUCAUUCGGUCUACACGGUUGCUCGAGAGAAGAUCGAAGAAACGCAAUGUUCCUCGAGCAUCAACAAGCAGCACUGAUGUUGUCCAGUGCGGUGUCGCCGACUCGAAGAAGAAAGACAGACCAAAGAAGUAUGGCCGGGUUCUCGGUCCAGAUGAACCCUUCAGGUUGUUCCUACGAGACCGCGAGACGACAGAGUUCUUGACGGCAAAGGAAGAGAGGCACUUGUUCAGCCAGAUACAGAAUCUUAUGAAACUGGAGGAGGCUCAGCGUAGGCUAGAAGCGCAAUGUGGCCGCGAGCCGACGCUUCCCGAGUGGGCUCAGGCCGUAGGAAUGAGCUGCAAGGAACUGCAGUCGUCCAUACACAUCGGAAGGCGCUGCAGGGAGAAGAUGGCCCGCUCCAACUUCCGCCUUGUCAUACACGUAGCUAGGAAAUACCAGGGAUAUGGCCUUGACAUUGAGGACCUAGUUCAGGAUGGGUGCUGUGGGUUGAUGAAGACCUUCGAGAAAUUCAAUCCAAGCAAGGGAUGCAGGUUCCCGACGUACGCGUACUGGUGGAUACGCCAAGCAAUCAAAAAGUCUAUCUUCAAGCAUUCGAGACUGAUUCGGUUGCCGGAGAGUGUGUAUGCACGUCUGAAAAAGGUGGGGAAAGCGAGGCUGGAGUGCAUCUUGGAAGGGGAGCAGCCUACUAACCAAAAUGUAGCUAGGCGUGCCGGCAUCACGAUCGAGAAGCUGGCGAAACUCAAAGCGAAGACCAGAAAGCCACGAUCAAUGCAGGAUCAAGUCUGGUCCAACGACGCAGUCACCUUCCAGGAGAUCACGGAGGACCCGAACAUUGACCCACCGGACCUGGUGGUGGACAGGAUAAUGAUGAGGCAGCAGGUGCGGGAGUUCCUGGGCAUCCUGAGCACGAGGGAGAAGGAGAUCAUCGAGCACCGGUUCGGGAUCUACGACGGCGAGCCCAAGACGCUCCACGUGAUCGGCGACAUGUACGGCCUGUCCAAGGAGCGGAUCCGGCAGCUCCAGAACCGGGCGCUGGACAAGCUCAAGAGGAGCGUGUCCACGCAGGGGUUCGACGUCUACUUGGACCUGCUGACCUCGAAUGGCUAGGCAGCGCCUCGUUUGCUCUCGGUUCGAUUGUUCAUACAGAAGGGAACACACAUGUAUGUAUGUAUGUAUGUAUGUAUGUAGCCUAAGAAGCUAGAACCCCACUGACAUGUGCAAGCCUCCUAGAACUGAAGCAGAGAAACACACACAACACACUUUCAGAGUUUCAGUGGCAUGCUUUUUUGCCGGGUGUAAGUAAAAAUAUCGCAGCAAAGCUGGUGGUACAUACUACAUACAUACUGAUACUGCAAUUGAUUUCUUGCAACCAAGGACUUGGCUGAAUC
Messenger RNA from Triticum urartu, 2248 nucleotides. It is a transcript of the gene SIGF, whose product is annotated as RNApolymerase sigma-subunit F. Gene Ontology annotation, biological process: DNA-templated transcription initiation; regulation of DNA-templated transcription. Lineage: Eukaryota; Viridiplantae; Streptophyta; Magnoliopsida; Poales; Poaceae. Gene Ontology annotation, molecular function: DNA-binding transcription factor activity. The record is from RefSeq and is a predicted model, not a curated record.